Molecule: messenger RNA, 1007 nt
Organism: Rhodotorula graminis WP1
Lineage: Eukaryota; Fungi; Basidiomycota; Microbotryomycetes; Sporidiobolales; Sporidiobolaceae
Exons: 3
Coding region: 147-1007 (286 amino acids)
Source: RefSeq, a predicted model, not a curated record
CCCCGAGCAGCUCUCGACGCGCCUCCAGCACCUGCACAGCACCUCUAGCGCCACUCUCCGCCAGCUCGCACGCCUCCGCACCGACUCCAGAGCUCCGUCGUCUUCAUCAGUCCCCCGGAUUUUCGACCACCCUCUCUCCCUUCACCAUGUCGUUCCAGCUCUCGAUGGACUGUCAGAAGCGCGGCAGGGACGACCAUGAGCAGGAGGUGUCGCCCUCGAAGCGCAGCAAGACGUUCGCCGUCGUCGACCCUCCUGUCGCCCUCCCGACCCCGGUCCCGACCCCGAUCGGCACGACGCUCGCCCAGCAGCAGCAGCGCGCCCUCGAGGCCAUGGUCGGCGGCGCCCUCGAGACGCAGGACGUCGAGAUGGGCACCGACGACGCGGCGAGCCUGUCGAGCAACCCGCUGCACCCGUGGACGGCCGCGCCGGGCAUGGUCGCGAGCCGCUCGCUGUCGGGCUCGUCGUGCGCGAGCUCGUCGAUGCCGACCACGCCGCUCGACCUCCCGUUCCACGACCAGUGGAUGCCGGACAACCAGGCCCACGCGCAGGCGCACCAGCAGCAGCAGCAGCAGCACAAGGCCGCCUACCCGUCGUCGUCCAACCCGACCUCGUUCACCGACAUGAACGGCGCCACGACCUUCUUCUCGUCGUCGCCGCCCCUGUCGCUGUACCCUCCUCCGCCGCCGACCCCGACCGCCGGCGCCUUCCCUCGCGCCAACCCGCUCGCCACCUUUUCGUCGCACGGCUGGGCGGCCUCGGCGGCGCCCGACCACCACCAGCAGCACUCGAGCCCGACCAAGGCGACGGGCGUCAUGCGCAUGGAGCCGAGCAUGGGCGCCGGCGCCGCCGUGCCGCGCGACGAGGCCGUGCGCGAACUCGACAUGCCGACGUACGGGUGGGACGCGUGCCGGGCGGCGGCGGCGGGCGAGGGGUCGCGCUCGGCGUCGGUUGCGAGGGGAGCGAGGGGGGCGGCGCUCAGGCGGUUCGAGGCGUGGAUGCUCGCAUAA